Molecule: messenger RNA, 752 nt
Organism: Spodoptera litura
Lineage: Eukaryota; Metazoa; Arthropoda; Insecta; Lepidoptera; Noctuidae
Product: dynein light chain roadblock-type 2-like
Source: RefSeq, a predicted model, not a curated record
UUGUAAAAUAUAUUUGGAAAGAACUUACAGGUGACACGAGAAGAAAACUCGAUUUUAUUACAAUCAUGGAGAUCGCUCAUAAUUUCAUGGGUCCUGGUGCUACCAACACUAUGACGCGGAUCAAUGAAAAUGGAAAUGUUGUGGGAACUAUUAUAGUUAACUGUGAAGGUUUUCCGGAGACCACAACCCUGGACAGCUUGACAGCUGCUACGUACUCCAACCACUUAAGAACAUUGUCGCUCCAUGCAUCAAAUGCUCUCAAGGAGAUUGAUGUAACAGACGAGCUGGUGGUUCUAAGACUAGUCUCCAAAAAGACCGAAGCAGUAGUGGCGCCUGAUAGCGAAUUCCACAUCAUUGUCGUUAUGAGGAAGCAUUAAAGUUUCUGUGGUCUAUUCAGCCUAGUAUUAGACAUUUAAAACAACCUUUAUUACUAUCUAUUCAACCGAAUAUUGUGGCUUUGAGUAGGAAAAAAAGUCGUUGGAAAACUAAUUAUCUACUGCAGCCGCCAUUUGUCAUUUCACCAACGUAAUAAGAAUGAAAAUCGGUUGAUCAGACAGCAAAAAGGGUGUACUGAAAUGUCUAAAGCUAUUUUGACGGAGGAUAGAAACUUCCAGAAAAAGAUGGAGGAAGAAGAAUAGAUUUUAAUUAUUCAUUUUUCUUUUCUAAUUGUUCUUGUUCUUCUCAAAAGAGGAGUUUUCUGUAACUUUUAUUUCAGUUACACAUUUUGUUGUUAUUGUUUAAAUGUUUAUUAA